Messenger RNA from Verticillium alfalfae VaMs.102, 990 nucleotides. RefSeq names its product 60S ribosomal protein L2. The transcript has 5 exons. The coding region runs from base 32 to 796 and encodes 254 amino acids. NCBI's taxonomy places the organism in Eukaryota, Fungi, Ascomycota, Sordariomycetes, Glomerellales, Plectosphaerellaceae. The record is from RefSeq and is a predicted model, not a curated record. Gene Ontology annotation, biological process: cytoplasmic translation. Gene Ontology annotation, molecular function: structural constituent of ribosome; RNA binding. Gene Ontology annotation, cellular component: cytosolic large ribosomal subunit; ribosome.
ACCAACUCAUUCCGCCGCACAGGAAGUCAAGAUGGGUCGCGUCAUCCGCAACCAGAGAAAGGGCCGCGGCUCGAUCUUCACGGCCAACACCCGCCUCAACAAGGCCCCGGCCAAGUUCCGAACUCUCGACUACGCCGAGCGCAAUGGCUACCUCCGCGGAAUCGUGAAGGAGAUCAUCCACGACCCCGGUCGCGGUGCUCCCCUCGCCAAGGUCACCUUCAAGGACCCCUACAAGUUCAAGCAGCACACCGAGACCUUCAUCGCCAACGAGGGCAUGUACACCGGCCAGUUCGUCUACGCCGGCAAGAACGCUGCCCUGACCGUCGGCAACAUCCUGCCCCUGAGCUCCAUGCCCGAGGGUACCGUCAUCUCCAACGUUGAGGAGAAGAUUGGUGACCGUGGCACCCUUGCCCGCACCUCCGGCAACUACAUCACCAUCAUCGGCCACAACCCCGAUGAGGGCAAGACCCGCAUCAAGCUUCCCUCUGGUGCCAAGAAGGUCGUCCACAGCCGCUCCCGUGGCAUGAUCGGCAUUGUUGCCGGUGGUGGCCGUACUGACAAGCCUCUCCUGAAGGCUUCGCGUGCCAAGCACAAGUUCGCUGUCAAGCGCAACUCGUGGCCCAAGACUCGUGGUGUUGCCAUGAACCCCGUCGACCAUCCCCACGGUGGUGGUAACCACCAACAUAUCGGCAAGGCCUCCACCAUCUCUCGUUACGCUGUUGCUGGUCAGAAGGCUGGUCUCAUCGCCGCCAGGAGGACGGGUCUGCUCCGUGGUACCCAGAAGGUCAAGGAUUAAAAAGUUGGCUAGGAUGGUAUCCAUGGUUCCAUUGGGAUGGUGUUACGCGGUUGGCAUCUUUCGAGGUACUCGCGAGGGCAAAAAAACUCGUAGCUCUGGUGGCAAGUACCAUGACAUUUCACGCAUUAAGAAACCAUGCCCCGGAUGUCAGCGAUGUGUGUCGGAUACCCCGCGAAUACAAAUGUUCACGACCC